GCUAACCCGCAGCAGUAAAAAAAAAAACCUCGAAUCUCUCUGAGCUCGUCUCUGUGUAUCAAUUCUUCCGUUGAAAAAUGUCACAAACGACGGAACCACCGAUCCUCCGACGAAGGAAGAAUGAUCUCCCAGAUGACAUCGUACUCAACAUCCUGACAUGGCUGCCUGCCAAAUCACUCAUAAGAUUCAGGUGCGUUUGCAAACCCUGGAACUCCUCAUUCACCACCCCCAAUUUCAUCUCAACUCACCUUAAUAACUUCGCUCAUGCUCAUGAUAAUGAUAAUGGUGAUGGUUAUAUCAUACACAUGCCGCGUCAUACACGCGCCAUGAAUUCUUCUAACAGACCCAUCUGUACGGUCGCUUUGGACCGCACCUUUGAUAGGAUUUUCGACAUUGAAGUUCCCUUUGAUUUACCUUCUGGGUUGUCCAAAAUAGUCGGUUCCUGCAAUGGGUUGUUGUGUCUCGCUACUUCGACUAAUGUUAUAUAUUUGUGGAACCCCAGUGUAAGAAAAUUCAAGAGGUUGCCUGAUUCUGGCUUAAGAAUUACGGGUUUUGUUAAACUCGGAUUUGCUUAUCAUUCGGAGAACAAUGACUACAAGGUUUUGAAGAUUUUGAGUUAUCCUUGGAUAGGAUUGAAUUUGACUCAGGUGUACUCAUUAAGUUCGGAUUCAUGGAGAAGGGUUGGGAUGUCAUUGAGAGCCAAUGUUAAGGCAUCGGAUGAUAGUUUUCUUUCGCUAGCUCCAUUGGUUAGUGGAGCUUUGCACUGGAUGUCACGUGUCGUAGAAGGAGAAGAGGAGCGUAAGGUUGAAGUGAUUAUGUCAUUUGAUGUCAAUAGUGAGGAAUUUAGAAUGUUAAGAAUGCCUGAUGGUGCUAUGUCAAUAGUGAGAUUUCAGACACGUCUUGCAUCAUUCAAGGGGAAACUGGCUUUCCUUACAUUUGGACAAAGUGAACAACGUGGUGCCUACCAAUACUCCAUCUGGGUGAUGAGGGAGUAUGGCGUGCUUGAGUCUUGGAAUAAACUUUUUGUUGUACCACUUGAGAGAUUCUCUGUUUGCAUUGCCUUCACUAUGUGUGGUUCACUUUUGACUCACUGCCAUGAGACCAACAAUCAAGAAGAGAAGUUUGUUUUAGUUGACACCAAAACUCUACAUGAGAAGGAUUUUGAUAUCCAGCAACCUUUAAGUGUAGCUACCUUCAUGGAGAGCCUUACUUUACUUGAUGGAGCGAACAUGGUGUCUUACUAAGUGGUUGGUGGCAUGCAUAUUAUAAGUGAAGUCCCUAGUGGUAUUGGACUAUGGUUGUUUUUGAUUUGUUUACGGCAAAUUAAAGCAUGAAAUAGUGUCUGGGAAGUGGUAACUAGGUUCUAUGUAGGCAUUUUUGAGUAAGUAUUUUGAUAUGAUAUGAAACUCAAAAUAUUUGUUCUUGACCUUUUAUCCUUUUGUAAUCCCCUUGAUAGAGUGGUGCGUUAGUCUAGUUGAUGGUGUUUGAGUUACUUUAGCAACAAAAUCAACUUACUUGCCUAGAAUGAUGUCAUUUGAUGCCAAUGGAGAGAAAUUCAGAGAGAUAGCAGUCCCUGAAGAAAUUAUUCGGUCAUCCCAUUGGAUCACACUACCUCUUGCUGUUGUAGAUGACUUGCAAGUAGAACAUCUUGAAUUGUACAAGGAAAAUUUGGCUUUGAUUGUUUGGGUGACGAGAUAGUAUGGUCUGCAUGAAUCAUAAUCAUAGAAUAAACAUCUUUUUUUGUGCAAUUGGAAAAUGUUCUAGACUUUUUCCGGUUGCACCAGGCUUAGUGUACUUUUGGUUUGAAGAGCAGGUCCUUGCCUAGGCUGGCGAGAAAAAUUUAAAUUUAUCACUCUCUCAUGUAUUUUCCUGACUAAUUGGGCUGAUCAUAACACAAAUGAAAAGGGAAUUUGCAAAAAAUUGGAUAAUUAUUCUGUGUGUAUUGACUUAUUGGAUCCUGAAACUCUACAUGAGAAGGAUCUUGGUAUUCUAGCUUUUCCAGCUUUGCCUGCUACUUUUGUGGAGAGGAUUGCGUUACUUGAUGUAAAAAAUAUGCUAUUUGGAUAAGUGUCAUUAUUUGCAACUCAAGCUGUGAUUGAGGAAUGCUGAAUGCUCCUUUUCUUUUGCAGAAGGCAUGAAAGUAAUGGUCUAAUGUGGAAGGGAAAAAUUAUCCAUGGCUUCAUAUAAGAUUUAAGAAUUGUGAUCUUGCAUGUCAAU
Quercus lobata is the source of this 2217-nucleotide messenger RNA. Its product is annotated as F-box/kelch-repeat protein At3g06240-like. The record is from RefSeq and is a predicted model, not a curated record. The transcript has a single exon. Gene Ontology annotation, molecular function: protein binding. Bases 78 to 1244 code for a protein of 388 amino acids. Lineage: Eukaryota; Viridiplantae; Streptophyta; Magnoliopsida; Fagales; Fagaceae.